UUUUUGGUCCAUUUGCAUCUUACAUUUUGACGGAGCUGUUGCAGUAAAAAAGGGGAUUUGAGGUUAAACCACAUUUCUUUGUUUUUACUCAGUCAAACGUCAUUGACAGCCCGUCACCGAGGCGCCAGACUCAAACAAACAGAAACGAGGAGAAGUUGUAAGCAGAAAGACAAUUAACCAAAUUAUAUAGGUUUAAGUGAGCGCAAAGGAAAACUGAAAACAUCCCUGUGUAACUUUAUGAGAUAUUUUCUUCACUCUCCACCAUGAAGACCUCCAAACCAGCACUGCAGACCUGUGCACAGGAGGAGUGUGGUGUUUGGCUGGACACAGUGCAACUUAAAGGAAAAGCUAAACAGAAACGUCACGCCCGUCCCAUCUCUAAACUGCUGAAUCCCUUAGCUGAAGGUAGAGGAUACAGUUUGGCUGUGGCUCUCAGCUUCACUCAGACCAAAAUGGAAAUGCCAAAGACCAAGCAGAGCUCUAUAUCAACCUUCUUCACAGCCCAGCGCAGAGUCCUCAAUAAGAUGUCUACAUCUGAAGUACCAUGCAUGGAUCCAGGGCAGUCCUCCUCUGCAUCUGCCUCAAUUGCAGUUGUGCCUGUUGCAUCGGGGACAAAACGAAGACGAGAAACGUAUCUUGAAAAGUCUGACUCUGAGCCUGACAUGGAUCAUGUGUGGAACAGUGAAAAUGUAACUGAGCCUGAGGCAACAGUGUGGCAGCAGCGAGGUGAAACGCACCAUACACCUUCUCAAAACAUGUACUGUGAGUCUGAAGAAGAGCAGUCAGAGGAGUUUAAUCCACCGCAGAGGAAGCGGAGGUACUUUGACACCUCCUCAUUACCUGGUGACAGUCAGCCACCUCCGCAGGCGUGGAGUCAGGACCCACUGCUGGCCUAUAGCCAGUAUUCUGACAGUGAAUUUCAUCUGACUGAUCAGGAAAACACCACAGCGAAGAACUUCAACGACUCUGAGCCAAGUUUCCUAAACAGUCUACAAAGUGAGGAGGCCUUUGGAUUUCAGAUGGAGCUGAAGGGGAGAACUUCAACACAAAAAUCCUUAAAACACACUCAUUCUUCUCAGGUUGGGGAUGAGAAAGAAAACAGCAGGGUUUAUUAUUCUAAGUCCCCAAGAAAACACUCAUCCUUCACUCACAUCGAACCUCUUUCAAAUCAUAACUGGACAAGAACAAAAACUGCAUCACCUCGAAAACACAGCAGCAGAUCAACCAUGGAAAAAGGCUGACGAAGAGAGAACUUUAAGUGGGCAAAACCAAGCAGCUCUCCUUUCAAAAAACGAGCACCACAGCAGCAAACCCGAGAGGCCACUGAUGAGGACAGUCUGGCCAUGUUGUUUACCCAGGACUCUGAAGGCUUCAGGGUGAUCGCACAUAGAGGUCUGCAAGUCAGGAGUCCACUCAAAGAUCAGAGUAACUUAAGCACUGGGGUUGUGAGAACUAGUGCUUACAAGUUAUUGUUGGAGGAGGACGAGGAAGAUGACAUGCUCUUUACUCAGGACUCUCAGGGAAAUAUGGUGAUCAAACACUGAAGGGAGCAUGUUGAAACUCAGAAUCAUGAGUCUUGCUGUUUGUAGAUACUUAAUCAGUGAUUUUUAAAUGUAUUUGUGCCUCUUCUGAUGUGUAUUAUUGUUUUUCUAUCAACCUGACUGAUUCACUUGCACUUCUUUAAAACUGAUAAGACUGAUGCUCUUCUCUGUGAUUGUCCUCGCACCACUGAAACGUCCCCCAAGGUGCAGCUCCUUUUUGUAACUACACAAACAAGCCAGAACUGAGGGUUUUAAUUUUAUUUGAAAAAUGAUACACAAUGACAUCAUGUUGUUUUCAUGUAAAUUAAACAUUUUGAAAAGCA
Lates calcarifer (barramundi perch) is the source of this 1864-nucleotide messenger RNA. RefSeq names its product aurora kinase A and ninein-interacting protein. NCBI's taxonomy places the organism in Eukaryota, Metazoa, Chordata, Actinopteri, Centropomidae. The record is from RefSeq and is a predicted model, not a curated record. Gene Ontology annotation, cellular component: spindle pole; centrosome. Gene Ontology annotation, biological process: spindle organization.